AUGUGUGGCAUUUCGCAGACAGACAAGAGCCUCGAUAGAGUUGAGCGAACUUGUGGCCAGAAGCUAGCACCCAGCCUUGAAGAGAAAGCCACGCUGGGGAGGCACCCAGCGUCACAAGCUAUUGCUCUCACAAUUGGUCCAGACGUACCUGGACUUGCACACCAUCCUGCUCAUGUUUUCUCUUUUCACCUUCGCCUCGUCACGGUCUGGUUACACAGAGAACCGAACAGCCGUUCUGGACAAAGACUCGGCGGGCAGAGGAGGCGGGGCGAUGCGAGAAGGGUUCACGGAUAG
Messenger RNA from Pochonia chlamydosporia 170, 294 nucleotides. RefSeq lists its product as hypothetical. The transcript has a single exon. Lineage: Eukaryota; Fungi; Ascomycota; Sordariomycetes; Hypocreales; Clavicipitaceae. Bases 1 to 294 code for a protein of 97 amino acids. The record is from RefSeq and is a predicted model, not a curated record.